AUGGCUUGCUACGAAACUGUUAAGUCCGUUGUUGAUUUCAUCAAGACCAAAGUGGAUGUGGCACCCCAAGUGGCCAUCAUCUGCGGUUCCGGAUUGGGCACGUUGGCUGAAGUCGUGACUGACAAGACUAUCAUCAAGUACGAGGAGAUUGAACAAUUCCCCAAGAGCACUGUCGUCGGUCACGCUGGUAACCUUGUUUUCGGAAAGCUCGGUGGCAAGGAUGUAGUUGUCAUGCAAGGAAGAUUCCACCCCUACGAGGGCUACUCGAUGAGCCAGGUCACGCUGCCAGUUCGCGUGUUCAAACUCCUCGGUGUCGAAACCCUGAUUGUGACCAAUGCUGCCGGUGGUCUCAAUCCCAAGUUCGCAGUUGGCGACAUGAUGAUCAUCAAGGAUCACAUUAGCAUGCCUGGUAUGACUGGAAUGAACGCUCUGGUUGGGAAGAAUGAGGAGAAAUUUGGCACCCGUUUCCCCAAUAUGCAAGAUCUCUACACCAAGAGUCUGCGUGAACUCGCCAAGAAGGUUGCUGAAGAAUUGGAGAUUACGGAGUACCUGAAGGAGGGCAUCUACUGUGCUGAGAUCGGGCCAACAUAUGAGACUCCUGCUGAGGCUCGUUUCCUGCGAAUGAUUGGUGCUGAUGCAGUUGGUAUGAGCACUGCUCAUGAGACCACCAUUGCAAAGCAUGCUGGCAUGAAGGUGUUCGCCAUGUCUCUCAUAACCAACAAUGUUGUGACGAGUGAGGAUAGUGAUGUGCUAACUAACCACGAGGAGGUGCUUGCAACAUCUGCCAAACGAGCUGAAACCAUGAAGAGCUUUGUUGAACGACUCGUUGAAAGCUUGUAA
Messenger RNA from Rodentolepis nana, 840 nucleotides. The record is from the annotation of a GenBank genome assembly. NCBI's taxonomy places the organism in Eukaryota, Metazoa, Platyhelminthes, Cestoda, Cyclophyllidea, Hymenolepididae.